Oryza sativa Japonica Group (Japanese rice) is the source of this 891-nucleotide messenger RNA. Lineage: Eukaryota; Viridiplantae; Streptophyta; Magnoliopsida; Poales; Poaceae. The record is from RefSeq and is a predicted model, not a curated record.
UACAGUUAACUAGUAGUAUUUGGGAUUCCGAUCGAUCUUGUUUCAACGUCAUUUUGCUGCGUCUGUUACAGUAGCUCGUGUCACUUUCUCGGCAACUUUACCUGCUCUUUUUAUAGCCCCCAUCAGUUCAAGCCUCACUCAUCCUAAUCCAGCAUCAGUCCCAGCUCGAUCUCCCUACAACUCGCAAGGAAAAUCCUCUGAAUCUCUCCCAUGGAAGGCAUCAUCCCGUUCAUCUUCAAGGCGGUAGCGCAGUACAAGGAGGGAGGGCACGUAUCCCUCAGCGACAUGAUCUCCGACAGGCCGUCGCCGGCGUCGUACGUGCUCCUGCCGGGGGACUCUGACGGCCGACACGCCGAUGACAAGACCCAGCCACUUCGUCUUCAGGCUUCCACCGGCUCCGAGGAGGAGGUCACCACCUGCACCGCCCGGGCGUCGCACCUCCGGUGCUCCACGCUGCGCCGGCGAGCUUAGGAUGCCGUGAACUGCUACGCCGAUCAAACUGCAGGUGCCAGUCGUUCAGACAAUUUGAGGUUUGUGGUGCUGUGCUUGUGCAGUGCAGACAGUGAGAGAUGUAAGGAGCCUAGUACUUUAGCUAGUUUGGGCUUUUCAGCCUAUAGCAUCUAUAAGCGACCUUUACUUUUUUUUUUUAGCUGUUUAUGCUCUGUAACGAGGUGCAGGUCUCCAAAGGGAAGAUUUGUGCGUCGAAGGGCGAAACGCUUUGUAUCUUGAGAAAAACGAAUUUGUAAAACAAUACUGUGCGUGUAACUGUAUAAAUUUGGUGAUAGGUUCUGUAUGCAGAGAGGUACGCAUAUGCAAGUGCUAUCUCGGUCACUGUGAUUGAUUUGCCUCUGAAGAAAAAAUUCUCCUGUUACCUGAUGCAGGACUGCCGUU